Messenger RNA from Microcebus murinus (gray mouse lemur), 1338 nucleotides. The record is from RefSeq and is a predicted model, not a curated record. NCBI's taxonomy places the organism in Eukaryota, Metazoa, Chordata, Mammalia, Primates, Cheirogaleidae.
UCGAUGCCCGCUCGCUCUGCGCUGCAGCGGCCACCAGCACAUCCCUUCGCGUACUGGCGGGCAGCGGCUGCACCGUGCCUCCUCCGCGGCAACCUCGCCCGGCGAGCGGAGUGCCGCAGCGCACGCCCGAGUGGCCGCUCGCUGCCGUCCGCGGCCACCCUGCGCUGGCUGUGGGCUGCGCCCCAGCCGCCUUCCGUACUGCAUCGCUGCGGGCGCUGCGGGCGCCCAGUGCUCUGCAACGCUGCGGCGGGCAUGGGAUAACCCGGCCAUGGUGCGCCGAGAUCGUCUCCGCAGGAUGCGGGAGUGGUGGGUUCAGGUGGGGCUGUUGGCUGUGCCCCUGCUCGCGGCGUACCUGCACAUCCCGCCCCCUCAGCUUUCCCCUGCCCUUCACGCAUGGAAGGCUUCAGGCAAAUUUUUCACAUACAAGGGACUGCGCAUCUUCUACCAAGACUCUGCAGGUGUGGUUGGAAGCCCGGAGAUAGUUGUGCUUUUACACGGCUUUCCAACAUCCAGCUAUGAUUGGUACAAGAUUUGGGAAGGUCUGACCUUGAGGUUUCAUCGAGUGAUUGCCCUUGAUUUCUUAGGCUUUGGCUUCAGUGACAAACCGAGACCACAUCAUUACUCCAUAUUUGAGCAAGCCAGCAUCGUCGAAGCGCUUUUGCGGCAUCUGGGGCUCCAGAACCGUAGGAUCAACCUUUUGUCUCACGAUUAUGGAGAUAUUGUUGCUCAGGAGCUGCUCUAUAGGUACAAGCAGAAUCGAUCUGGGCGGCUUACCAUAAAGAGUCUGUGUCUGUCCAAUGGAGGUAUUUUUCCUGAGACUCACCACCCUCUCCUACUCCAAAAGCUACUCAAAGAUGGAGGCGUGCUGUCACCCAUCCUCACACGGCUGAUGAACUUCUUUGUAUUCUCUAGAGGUCUCACCCCUGUCUUUGGGCCGUACACUCGGCCCUCUGAGAGCGAACUGUGGGACAUGUGGGCAGGGAUCCGCAACAAUGACGGGAACUUAGUCAUCGACAGUCUCUUACAGUACAUCAAUCAGCGGCAGAAGUUUAAAAGACGCUGGGUGGGAGCUCUUACCUCUGUAAAUAUUCCCAUUCAUUUUAUCUAUGGGCCAUUGGAUCCUGUUAAUCCCUAUCCAGAGUUUUUGGAGCUAUACAGGUGAGUCUCCCUCAGAGGUCUUUGUUUUGUUAGUAUCUCAUCCUGACAGUGGUGAACAGAAUUACCUGUGGAGGGCUGUUGCCUAUAGCCACUGUCUCUGACCUCAUGGGCUGUUGAUCAGGAAACAGAUCAUAAAAAGAUGAGUUGGGGAAUCUUAUUCUUACAAUAAACUUAAACAUC